CCGAUUGAUAAAUAUAGAGAUGGCGAUAAAGUCGUAAAGACUCAACAACAGGUCAAUGAAGUAACUGGAAUUAUGCAUAGUGCCAUUGGAGGUAUGAUUGAUAACCAACACAAGGUAUCUGAUCUCCAAGAGAAGUCAGAGGUUAUGGACCACAAUGCCAAGAACUUCACCAAGCAGACAAAGGAUAUCAAGAGGAGGAUGUGCAUGAGGAAUGCAAAGAUAACGAUAUUAAUUAUUGUAGUUAUACUGAUACUGCUAGCAAUUAUACUGGUACCUACCCUGAUCCAUGUUACCAAGGGAAGGAAU
This is a messenger RNA of Acytostelium subglobosum LB1, 306 nucleotides long. RefSeq lists its product as hypothetical. Gene Ontology annotation, cellular component: membrane. NCBI's taxonomy places the organism in Eukaryota, Evosea, Eumycetozoa, Acytosteliales, Acytosteliaceae. The transcript is spliced from 2 exons. Gene Ontology annotation, biological process: vesicle-mediated transport; Golgi ribbon formation. The record is from RefSeq and is a predicted model, not a curated record. The annotation marks the transcript as partial.